Molecule: messenger RNA, 663 nt
Organism: Amyelois transitella
Lineage: Eukaryota; Metazoa; Arthropoda; Insecta; Lepidoptera; Pyralidae
Exons: 5
Coding region: 1-663 (220 amino acids)
Source: RefSeq, a predicted model, not a curated record
AUGGUGCGGUGGAGAUACUUCAUAGUAGUGGCUUUAUUGCUCCUCCUGCCAGUGAAGACUGUGUCUGAAGACGAUGACGAAGAAGAAAAAUUUGCAAGAUAUAAUAGGAAAUUUUCUUCCAGACACGCCGCCGACGAGACAGAGGAGGAGGAAGAAGAGGAGGACGAUGAAGAAGAAGAUGAUGUAGAGAAGAGUCAUGCGCCUGUCGCCGGCAGAAGAACCAUGGGGCAUCCCACUGUGUAUAAGCCCACCACGCCGGCGGUGACAGGAACCUUCACCAGGCCGGAGAAGAAGAGACCGCUGGAGUGUUACGUCUGCGCGUACAAGUCAGAAACUCCAAUGAGGUCGUGUCUGGAUCCGACGAAGUACAGAGUCCACACGCUUACCUGUCACGGGGUUGAAGACAAGUGCUUCACCUCCAUCAUAUCCAAGCAAGGCAACUACGAGGCUGUGGUGCGAGGUUGUCGGUCUAACUGCGUCGGCACUCCGGAUACGACUUGUUGCGAGAUAAACCGCUGCAACAAUCAAGCGUUGGCGAUGCCGACGCCCGCACCCAAGGCUCUGGUCAGCGAGAACUCCCAGAAGUCCCUACAACCCAACGUGCUGUUUUUUGUCACCAUCCUGUUACUCCUCCAGACUGUGGUCCGAGUUGUCAUUGUGUAG